This is a messenger RNA of Fragaria vesca subsp. vesca, 699 nucleotides long. Its product is annotated as topless-related protein 2-like. Gene Ontology annotation, molecular function: protein binding. The transcript is spliced from 4 exons. Lineage: Eukaryota; Viridiplantae; Streptophyta; Magnoliopsida; Rosales; Rosaceae. Gene Ontology annotation, biological process: regulation of DNA-templated transcription. The record is from RefSeq and is a predicted model, not a curated record. The coding region runs from base 13 to 699 and encodes 228 amino acids.
GUUGAAAAGAAAAUGGUUGUUCCCAACGCACAGAGAGAUGCGAUUGACUCUAUUGUUCAAUAUCUCGACAGAAUCAAUCUGAAGGAAUCCGCAAGAAUGCUGGAGCGUGAAUCUGGUUUAUUCUUUAAUGUGGCUUAUUUUGAAGACUGUUUUCUUCGUGGAGCCUUCGAAGCCGCGGAGGACUACCUGACGGGCUUCACCGGAGUCCAUGACAAUAAUUUUACAAUCAAUGUCGUAUUUGAGCUCCGGUGGCACAAAUUCUUGGCCGCCCUAAACGACAAUAAUCGUGAGGAAGCUCGAGUCAUCAUCCGUGAGAAACUUCAACCAUUGGCGGUCUACAACAAAGAUUUGCUAGGGUUUGCCAACACUCUAGUGAAUAUGCAUAACUUCAGGAUGCAUGAAGCUUUCUUGUUCUACGGGGAACCACAGUACCACAGGAUGGAGAGGCUGGAACUCAUUAGGAUGAACUUGAACUCCAAUCCUCUGUUGCAUGGAAAGCUUCGGUAUGCCAUUCACAGCGUGUAUAAUUCACUGGUCAUAGCUCCACCGAUUCCAGCUGCUCUGGCAGUUCCUGCCGCUUCACUAGUUCCAAUUGGUCCAGCACCUCGAGCAGCUCCCCAGCCAUUAGCGGUACCAGCAGGACCGAGGAACUAUACUACUGUUACUCCAAGCUGGUUUCCUAGACCUCGGAGGAACUAA